GAGCGCGUUUUCUCCUCUCUGCAGCUUUUAUGUUGUUAAACCAGGGUCUGACUGACAUGAUGUCCACGCGGCGGGGAAACACUGCGCGAACUUGACGAAGGAUGAGAAAUGGAUGGAAUAAUUUUAAAGAGGUGACUAUCACGCAUGAGUUUUAAGUUUACGGCUUCUUUUGGACCAAAAUAUAUCUAGGAUAUCUGGAGUCACUUAAAGUUCACUGACAUGGAGUCAGAAGAAGGGAAGGUCUCUGUGUGGGUCUGCCAGGAAGAGAAGCUGGUCUCCGGGCUGACAAAGAAGACCACAUGUUCUGAUGUGGUGCAAGUUCUGCUGGAAGACCAGAACCUGCGGCAAGGUGCCUCAGCAGGGAUGCUGUCCGGACCCGCUCAAUCCUACUGCGUGGUGGAGAAAUGGAGGGGCUUUGAGAGGAUUUUACCCAACAAGACAAAAAUUCUUCGACUGUGGAGCGCCUGGGGCGACGAGCAGGAGAAUGUCCGCUUCGUCUUGGUCAAGAGUGACGCGUCGCUUCCUAACAACGGGCCCCGGAGCGCUGAGGCUCGGGUGGUCCAGCGUCGGGAGAAUUGGGGUCCGGACGGGGUGAUCAGGGCUACAGCCAGGAUCUGUUGGCCCGCUGGGGCCACUAACAUGUCCCAGGAGAGGCAGAGGCGCAUUGUGAGGAAGGCCUUCAGAAAGUUGGAUAAAAUGAACAAAAAGAAAGAGCAAGCUCCUGGAAAAGAUAAGAGCUCUUUGGAGAAGAUGGAGACUUUGGUCCACUUGGUGCUUUCUCAGGAUCACACCAUCCGUCAGCAGGUCCAGAGACUCAAGGAGCUGGAUAAGGAAAUUGAGAGGUACGAGUCCAAGGUGCACUAUGAGCGCGUGAAGACACAUGGAGUUAACUAUGUGCAGGACACUUACUUGGAUGACUCCUCCUCCCCAGAGACCUUUCCACGCAAAGUAACUCCAGAAGCGCUGGCCCAGUUUGAGGAGUAUGCUCGCAUGUGUGAGGAGGUUGUGAGGCUGCAGGAGGAGCUGAUGGAGCGGGAGGCGCUUGUUGAGAGCAUCACCGGAGAGAUCCAGGAGGAGCUCAACCACCGGUGGAUGAAGCGGCGGCAGGUGGAGACGGGAGGAGAAGAAGAAAAAGUGUCGGAAAUAUGCAGGUCUGCUCCUCUUGAGUGUGUGUCUGGACAGGAGGCGAUGUUAGAGGAAGAGAGGAUCAAAACACAGCUGAACACCAGCCUCUACAUCGGCCUGAGACUUAAGACGGACCUGGAUGGCAUUCGAGGAGACUUGGACAUGAGUCUUGCACUCUGGGAGAGCAAGGAGACUGAACUGAUGGACCUUCUGGCCAAAGUGGAAACAAUGGAAAUUGAGCAGCUAAACACAAAACUGGAGUGCGAAGACAAUGAUGAUGAGGAUGAUGAAGCGAAGGGAGAUAACGGUGCAGUAGUGUCAGAGAAGAAGAGCAGCAUUUGGGUGGAGCACGCCCGGGGUCUGUCAAAGACCUGCAUCAUCAAUGACGAGGACUCGGACACAGGUCUGAGCUCCAUGCACAGUCAGGACUCUGACAACCCUCCUGUCUGUGAGUCUCUGGUGUGAUCAAAUGGAAGAAAAAUUCAGCAGCGCUAAUGUAGCAACUCAAGCCACACGCUGUAAUACAAUGUAAAGUAAUACAUAUAGAGAUAGCUUGAUAAACUCAAAUCUGGUAGAUAGGAGAUUAUAAAUUGUUUUUUUAAGUGACAAUUCUCAGGCUCUUAUUAACUCUGUGAACGUAAACCUUGAAAAUACAUUAAAUCACCAACCAGCCACAUUACAUAUGUAUUUGCUACAUAUUUCUUGUUAAAAUAUUAAGCUAAAUUGUCCUCACUUCAACAUUGAGAUUUGAGACAUUGCAAGGAUGUUUUUGUCACCAUGCGGCUUUCUAAAAUAAAUGACACAUAAAUGAAUAUUUUUUUUCUGAUUGACUUCUAAUUUAACAAGUUAGCCAUCAAUUUGUUGUGAUUAUGUACUUAUGCAUUCAGGCAUGUACACAUUUUUACAGUCAUAAACAGUGUUAGUAAGUAUAACGGAAUUUCUAAUGGUGCUAUUAUUUUCAGUAGUUAGUAUUCUAAUUAAUUACUUUUCCCAUCUUUGCAACGCUGUUACUGCUUCCGAGGAUGUGAAGGGGCGCGUUACUACAAUCUGGUUGAAUGAAGCGCUGUUGAAGUUGUCUGAUUUUGUCAUAACUGCCUAGGAGUGAAGCAGAGCGGGAGUGGGGAGAAGGGAAGUGGGUGGUGAUGCAGUUGCAAACGUGAUGCUGAUUGGCUAGGUUUAGGUUUGGGCAUCGUGUGAAAUUGAACGAUUCCGGUUCCAAUUCCACGUUUUGAUUCCGGUUCUCGAUUCCGAUUCUUUCAAGGGGCAGGGUAAAAAAAAAAUGAAAAAGGCAGGUUCCAAAAAUUUGCGUAGUCUAUACCAUUGUCUUAACUUCUCGAUGAUUUUUUUAAUUAUAUGAACUUCUUACCGUGCUAUUUUUAACUUGUAUAUAAAGAUCAGUCUUUGAACCUGAAUGUGAUGAAGUUUCUUGCCACACGAGUGCACUUUCACAAAGAUGUUUAUUUUUCAAAAGCUUUGAAACAUUUACACAAAUUAUUUUGCCAUACAUGUACCGUAGCUGGGAGCUAUUACGAAACAUUAGUAUAAAUUAUUUUAUUAAUUAUAAUUUUAAGAUCUUUUAAUACUGUUGACUUUAACGGAGGCGGCAACGCACUCCGUCGAGUAUGUAGUUGCUUAUAUAGACUAAGAAGUCUACUGCUUUAAGAUGGCGGCUCUUUACUAACACCGGCCAGUCUGUCAUUUUGCAUCUAGUUCUCUAUACAUGUGAUAUCUAUCAUUCUACCGUAGCCCAACGUAAUAAUACGAUUUAUUCUCGCACUAUUCCAUCCAUCCAUCAUCUACUGCUUAUUCCGGGGUCGGUUCCCGGGGACAGCUGAAGAAAGACGUAAUUUAUUGUUUUACUUACCUGGUUCUGACGGUGCAACGUGUCAGAUACGCGCAAGGGCGAAAGUGGCUAGAAUUUGUUGCCGGAACUCCCCGACGUGAAGG
Corythoichthys intestinalis (scribbled pipefish) is the source of this 3072-nucleotide messenger RNA. Its product is annotated as ras association domain-containing protein 10-like. The transcript has 2 exons. NCBI's taxonomy places the organism in Eukaryota, Metazoa, Chordata, Actinopteri, Syngnathiformes, Syngnathidae. Gene Ontology annotation, biological process: signal transduction. The record is from RefSeq and is a predicted model, not a curated record. The coding region runs from base 220 to 1590 and encodes 456 amino acids.